This is a messenger RNA of Scylla paramamosain (green mud crab), 2103 nucleotides long. RefSeq names its product cilia- and flagella-associated protein 251-like. The transcript has 4 exons. Gene Ontology annotation, molecular function: protein binding. Bases 1 to 2103 code for a protein of 700 amino acids. The record is from RefSeq and is a predicted model, not a curated record. NCBI's taxonomy places the organism in Eukaryota, Metazoa, Arthropoda, Malacostraca, Decapoda, Portunidae.
AUGGACCAAGUAGCCAUAAGAUAUAAAAGGAUGAAGGGCAGCAUUGUGAUAUUCCUGGAAACAUCAGAUCCCGUUUCCAAAGGUGUAACAGUUCUUGCCUACCCCAGCAAUGACAAGGAUAUACUGUCAUUUCCCAAUAACGCACAGGUGCUAGUGUAUAGCAAGGAGGCUGGCAGUCGAAGGGAUCUUUGGGGAGUUGAGAUCAAAGGAAGGCGAGGAUAUGCACCUUUGAAAUACAUCCGCGAACACAGGAUCUUUAAAUCAAAACUUGACUAUGAGGUGCCAACAGAACCUUAUAUGGGAAAAAGUGAUGGAGGACUUAACAAAGAUAACCCUUCUGAAGAGUCACCCAACCAGGAGUCCAAGGCUAAUGAGGAAACUGUCACCGAGUUUACUGAAAAUCCGAAAGUCGCCAUAACUGCUGAGGAUGUGGAGUACAACAACUUGCCUCCAGCAGCCCCAACAGAGGAACACCUUCAGAGUGAAGAAGCCACAAGUCAUACCUCUCCUCCAAACCUAAGUCUGGAAUCUGAAGAUGCUAGUCAACCUGACAGUAAUGAAGGCAGUACUACAGAAACCAGUAGAACUCCUCAGGAAGAAGAGAAGGAAGUGGUGAAGGAGGUGGAAAAAGAUGAUGAAGAGACAGUGGAGGAGGAGGAGGAGGAGCAGGAGGACAGCCAAGAAGAAAAGGAACCCCAAGAAUUUCAGGAGAGUGAGAAUACUGAAGGUGAAAUAAUAGAUAAUGAUAAACAUGAUGAAGUGACAGAUGCCAAUAACAUUGACAAUCCUCCAGAAGAGGAGGAGGAGGAGAAGGAAGAAGAGGAAGAAGAAAAAGAUAUCCUUGAGAAAGAGGAAGUAAUCCCCAAUGCUAGUGACAGUGUGCUAAUUGAACCUAGUGAGCCACCACUGGAACUAGAACCUGAAUCUCCCCUGCCAUUAAAUCCAAAUGAACUUAAGGAAGAGGCAGAUGAUGUCAAAGAAUCUGAGAGCCUCAUCACUUUAGAACCGUCAUCAGUCUCCUUUGAAGUGAUUGAUGGUACUACUUUAUAUUUUGAUGAAGAUAUCAGCACUGCCACCACCACUUCGAAGGACUCCCAAACAUCAGAACUUCCUUCAGCUUCUCUUGUGUUAGGUGAUGCUUCUACAACAGUACCUAUUCCUGCAUUGUUGCAUCAUUCAACUCCCACCAGUCCACCAAAGGAUGCAGAAGUUGAGGACCCCAAGUUGACAAACCCAGAGAUUGACCAAAAUCAAGCAGCAGACUCUGUGCCCAUGCCAGACACAGAGGAGAGUAUCACUAAUGAGCCAGAGACUACUUCUGAAACCAUGGAAUUGCCAGCCUCCACCACUGAUGGUGAAAUGGUCACUGAAGCAGGUUUACAUCUCAGUGAAGAAGAAAGCACAUCCAUGGCAGAGGAGACAGUGCCACCAUUGGAAGAUGGUGAUGAAGGAUUUUCUGAGGAGAUGGACAUUGAUUACGUUGAUUCUCUCCCUGAAGACAGAGAAGCAGUUCUGACAACAGAGGAACCAGAGAAUGAAUUUGGUGCUCCUAAAGUGGAAACGAUUAUCGAAAGUACCGAUAUUCCGACAGAGAAACCUGUUGAAAGUGAGGGUUUCUUUGCAUCUUGGUUUGGCAGCUCAGAAACUGCAGAUCUUCCAGAGGCAGAAACUCCAGAGACUCCUGAUCCAAGUGAAUCAGAAGCUCCUUUGGAUGACGUGGAAGUAGAAGCCACAGCCUCUGAGGACACUAAAAAAUCACAAGUCAGUGGUGGUGGAGGAACAACUUCUCACAGUGCUGAUUUGCUUCCAGAUGAUAUUCCUGUCCCUGUAGAUGAAAGUGAAAGUGCCAAUACUGAUGCUCAAGUUCUACAUGUCACAGAAGAUGUAGAUGAGAAUGUCCCUAGCUCCUCUCAGUCCAAUCUUUCAUCAGUAGAGAGCAGUUCUUCAGCUACACCUGACAAGGAGCCAUCAUCUGAUGUGCUCCCUCCCAUACCAAAUAAUGCCUCCUCAACAGACUUGGGUCAAAAUGCCAGUGACACAGCAGAGGGUAGUGAAGAGGAUGCAGGUGGUUAUCUAGUGUGGAUGCUAAUGAUAACACUGUAG